AUGGGAACAAUGCCUUCGCGGAAAAGCAAAUCACUCAUCGUCAACCAACAGCCCCCAGAUUCUAGAUAUUCGUUGGAUCAAAGUGUCUUGAGAAAAUCUUUGGAUCAAAAGACCAAACAACAACUAUUCUUCGAAUGCCAUGUGUGUAUUUUGGGUCGAGUCGCUUUACACCGAGAUGAGCAAUUUUCGCAAGCCAAAGCGGAUGUUUUGAUGAAACGUCUACAUUCGAAACGUCAAUCACAUUGCAUUGCCUACUUUCUAGAGGAUAUGAUCCGCUUCCGAAAGACAAAACUACUUGGAUCUCAACCGGCAAGAAAUUUCGUCACCUACAGAGCAAUCAAGCAUGUUUUUCUCUUUGAAGAUAAACCAGACACGUUUAUGCUGUGCAUUGACAAUGGUCGCUCUAUCAAAAAAACCUACGAGGCAUUCAAGUGUAAAAGCAGGGAGGAUGUGCUCGCCAUUUGCGAAAUUAUCUACAAGGCCUCCCUAGAUUCGGACUACAGGCUCCGGGAUGUGACACCCAUUAGAGAGUUUUCGCGCUUGUCCGAACUGUCCCUACCGGCGCAUUAUCAUUCCACCACAGAACUAGAUAGAACCGAACGCUUGGCACGGUCCACAACGAGCCUCGUGGUGGAUGGACCUUCCCAACGAGUGUCCGAUCCCGUCAUUGAUGACUAUCAGCCAAGAAGAUAUGAUAGUACACCAUUAGAACUUUAUCGAGUACCGGUAGUAAAGACUUCUCCGAAGGGAUAUCAAAAAGUCUAUGAACGCAAACAAACGGCAUCGCCAGACGCGAGGCGGAAACCUUACGAAUGGAGAGAAGCGAUCGACCAUUUGGACAAUCUGAACCUUGCCGAAAAGAAGGAGUACUCUGAUGAUUGGGAAGUGAAUGUGACGUACCUUAAGUGGGAUAACCAAUUUGGUGCCGUCGUUAAUGAUUGUGGUCCAAUUUAUAUGUAUUUUGCACGUCGCUUAAAUCCACACGCAAACUAUGGA
This is a messenger RNA of Opisthorchis viverrini, 996 nucleotides long. RefSeq lists its product as hypothetical. The transcript has a single exon. The record is from RefSeq and is a predicted model, not a curated record. NCBI's taxonomy places the organism in Eukaryota, Metazoa, Platyhelminthes, Trematoda, Opisthorchiida, Opisthorchiidae. The annotation marks the transcript as partial.